ACCCCCGGGGAAGGAGGAUAAAACCCGGCGCUGGAGCUGCACAGCGCUCACACGCGCCGCCGCUUGCCCAGGGGCCGAUCCCCGGGCCCCGCGCUGCCGCGUCUGAGCGCCGCCUCCUCGCCGGCGGCAGCGGGAAGGGGCCGGGAGCCUUGUUAAGUUCCGCGGAGCUCCGAUCACAAGGCGGGGGGGAGGGAAUCGUGGGGGUCGCCUGCUGCAGUCCAAAGCUAUUCCUUAUUGCCGUCUGGAACCCUGAUGCUUUUUGGAAUGAGCGCGUGCGGCAGGAAGGCUCUGACUCUGCUCAGCAGUGUGUUUGCGGUAUGUGGUUUGGGGCUCUUAGGAAUUGCUGUGAGCACCGACUACUGGCUUUACCUGGAGGAGGGAAUCAUCCUGCCCCACAAUCAGACCACCGAAAUCAAAAUGUCGCUGCACUCUGGUCUCUGGAGGGUCUGCUUUUUGGCAGGUGAGGAGCGUGGCCGGUGUUUUACUAUAGAAUACGUCAUGCCCAUGAACGUCCAGCUGACGUCUGAAUCGACAAUCAAUGUUCUAAAGAUGAUUCGUUCUGCUACUCCUUUCCCUUUGGUCAGCCUCUUUUUCAUGUUCAUCGGGUUUAUACUGAGUAAUAUUGGACACAUUCGGCCUCACAGAACCAUCCUGGCCUUUGUAUCGGGAAUCUUCUUCAUUCUGUCUGGUUUAUCUCUGGUUGUGGGGCUGGUGCUGUACAUAUCCAGCAUUAACGACGAGAUGCUGAACCAGACCAAGGACUCGGAGACUUACUUCAGUUAUAAAUACGGAUGGUCAUUUGCCUUCUCUGCUAUCUCUUUCCUUCUCACAGAGAGUGCUGGUGUGAUGUCAGUCUACCUGUUCAUGAAACGAUACACUGCCGAGGAGAUCUACAGACCCCAUCCCGGCUUCUACCACCCCCGUCUUAGCAACUGCUCUGAUUACUCAGGGCAAUUCUUGCAUCCUGAUGCCUGGGUGCGCGGACGCAGCCCCUCCGAUAUUUCCAGUGAUGCAUCUCUCCAGAUGAACAGUAACUACCCUGCCCUGCUCAAAUGUCCUGAUUACGAUCAAAUGUCCUCCUCCCCAUGUUGAAUGGCAAUUAACCCCAUUGCCUACUUGGGAUUAAGAGGAAGCAGCUGUUGUGUCCUGACUCAGUUUGUCAUUUUUAGGCCACUCUUUCAGGACAAUCCUCUAUUUAUAUGAUCAUAAAUGGUGUUAAUUGUUGCCUAGAGCACAUGGUAGUUUGUUGGGUUUUUUUUUAAAUGAUACUUACCCUGCAUAUCUGAAAUACAUCUAAGGUCCUGAUCAUCCAGCCAUUCCACACCCCAAACAAGUAGUAGCUUCGGAUGUGGAAUAGAUCCAGGAUGGGGCUUAGAAAGGGUUUGAUAUCAAAGAACCCCCAGUAGCAAAAAAUGCAUUUCAUGAUAGGUGGCACAAGCUUGUGUGUUUGUAUCACUUUGCUGUAGAUUUAUUGGCAUGAACGAUACAUGUAAAUUUCUAAGUAAUGGUAUUAAUUAAAGUACAAAUUGCAUCUUGAUUUGACAUUCACAAUGGUGGACCAUUGUUGCUGCGUAUCAUUUCUAAGUAGGCCAUAAUGAUCAAUAGCCAUCCCUCCCAACUAUACCUCAGGGGAUUUUCAGAGGUCUAAAAUUAAGUUAGGUUCCCAUUGACUUUCUAUGGGAGCCAAGACAUUCAUUUAGGGCCUUUGGCAAAUCACAUCCAAAACCAUUCAUGUUAGACCUCCCUCCAAUAUGAAAAUGUUUGACAUCAGAAAGGCAAAUUCUUGAAACAAAGGGUCAGAUUCUCUGCUGGUAUAAACUCUGUGGAAGUCAGUGGUGCUCUACUGAUUUCCCACAACUAAAGAUCUGGCCCAAAUUUUAUAUUUUACAGAAAAUGGUAUACAAGCUUGAUUAAUUUUGCUGUGUACCUUAGUUGGGGACCUUGUCAUUCAUGAAAAAGUCAAUGUUAUUACACUUUUUGGUCUUGGAGGACUGAGAGCUACCAGGAGGUGAAUAUCAGUCCAUUUCUAAAUUAAGUUUGGGGAACUGAAGGUGAAAAUCUAUGUACAGUACUGUUGUAAAAAACCACAAGAUUACUGAAAGAACUGUGUCCGAACGUAUGGUUUCUACUCUUGUUGUUUUACUGCCUCAGAAAAUGUCAGCAUCAGAAAAUCCUGCAGGUGUUUUUUGUAUAUUAUAUUUUAAUUUAAAGUUAGAUUGUACUAAAUGUAAUGCGCUGACUUUCAACCUCAUUACAAUGUAUUUGUAAUGACCCUUGUACUAUUUUAUCAUUAUUUACAAAAUAUUCCAAAAUAUGAUCCCAGUUCUGUAUCAGGAUCCAAUUGCAAAGACCCCUGUGCCCACUGAGUUCUGUGAGGCCUCUGCACAGAUUUAUGGGUCUGUGCUUGCCAAUCUGAUGAAGUAUCAGGGCUAAUUUUGUCCACUUACUCCAGAUAAGAAAUGUAAUGUAUAUAUUGUCUCCUUUACUCCUGGAUAAUUUGCUUCGUUUUAAACCAGGGCAUCAUUUUGUACACUCCAGAAUUUGUAAAUAAGGUUAUAUUUAUCUGUAAGUUUUUAUAUUCUCUCCCUUAAGGCAUCUGUUUUUCAUUUUAAAAAUAAUUUAUAUAUUUAUGUAAUAGAUUUGUUUUUAGGCAUAUUUAAGCAUUAAAAAACAACAACAGAACCCUUAAAUUAGAGUUUGACAUUCAUUACUUAUAAAUAGAAAAUGACCUGCUCAGUCCAAAUGGAGGGUUUAAAAGCUGAGCUUCUUUUACUGUGUGGUGUUGCAAUGUGCAAACGUAUAUGCUCAUUGUCAGGAAAACAUCCCUUUCAGAACCGUUAUUAAGCAUGUGCUUAAAUUCCAUCCAAGUCCCAUUGGAUGGGACUUCUUCAUGUGCCUAGUGUACUCUUGAAUAGACAUAGACUUAAGCACAUGCUUAAGUGCUAUUGUGAAUCAAGGCCACAAGUAAUCUCAUAGAUGUCAGUGGGACUACUUAUGUGAUAAAGUUUUCUGUGUGUAUAAGAAAAGGGCCAGGGCUCUAUCAGGGAGCCAGGCUAUAAUCAGGUAGAUUAAUGAUUCAUGCCUUUGCCAUUUUGCCAACUGUUCAGUUUUCAGACUUUAUUUUUCAAUCUUGUGAAUGUUUGGUUAGCCUCUCAGUGUGCGGAGAGCAUUUAGGCUAGAACUGUUUUUACCAAGACAAUGUUUAUAAAUUGAUUUUAAAUAAGUUUGGUGGUAUUUACAGCUUAGAUUCUUUUUUUCCAGUUAACCAAGAACAGUGCAUGAUGGGAAAUAAUUUACUUUUUUUUUAUUUUAAUAAUCUCAAAAAAACCCCAAAACCGCUGUGUCCACAUUGGUCAGAAUAAGUGCCAGUUGAACAACACUGCAUGGGAAUGGCUUGACACCACUGGCCAUCAGUUUCAGGAGUGAUCUACCAUGCAGUCGAUUCUCCAGUUUCCUUUUAAUUCACUCCAACUCCUCUGCCUUGGAGCCUAGCAGCUGCUGAUUUUUAUGUUACCUGACCCUGGUAAAGAAUAAUGGGGGCAGGCGAGGAGGAAAGAAACCAUCGUGAUUGCAAAAGGAGUCUCUCUCCCAUCUAAGCGGCUUAAAGCCCGGAAUAAAUCAA
This is a messenger RNA of Chelonia mydas (Green sea turtle), 3622 nucleotides long. It is a transcript of the gene CACNG5, whose product is annotated as calcium voltage-gated channel auxiliary subunit gamma 5. Bases 253 to 1092 code for a protein of 279 amino acids. The record is from RefSeq and is a predicted model, not a curated record. Gene Ontology annotation, biological process: neurotransmitter receptor internalization; regulation of AMPA receptor activity; positive regulation of synaptic transmission, glutamatergic. Gene Ontology annotation, cellular component: AMPA glutamate receptor complex; postsynaptic density membrane. The transcript has 6 exons. NCBI's taxonomy places the organism in Eukaryota, Metazoa, Chordata, Testudines, Cheloniidae. Gene Ontology annotation, molecular function: channel regulator activity; voltage-gated calcium channel activity.